GCCAUGCUCAACUUCCCAGCUAGUCAUGUGGUAUAGAAUCACAUAGAGGCUUGACGGCUUGACUUUCCAGAUGCCAUAUCUUCCGUGACGUGUACUACAUGAUAUCCAUCGCCGACAGGAUGGGACUGAUGGUUCAUUUAUACUCGUGGCCAAAUUUCCAGCUUCUCGACCUCACAAUAUGAUGCUGGUGAUCCGAUGUAUGCAGCUGGCUUCAAGUCAAAUGAUUAACAACACGCUUGGGUUGGAUUUCGUGGGAGCUCGAUUGAUGGACGUCCGAGCCGAUGAGCGCUCACAGUCGUUCGUGCGCACGCGGCCUAUCACGAAACCUCUGGUGUUCAAGUCGACCUUUCACACCUACAACCAUGUCCGACUGGUCGAAAUUGGCGAGCAGUGUUUUAUCCCAAGCGUCUGAUGCUUUGACAGAGGCUAAACAACGAGUUCAAGCCAUUUCUCAGGAAGAUCUAGACCCUAAAAACAUCGACUGGUCUAAAGUAUCGAGCAAUGUUCUCUCCCGUACGUCUGGUGCUCUGACAGAGGCCAGACAACUGGUCAAUCAGGCCGCGUCUCAGAGAGAUAUAGACCUACAAAACGUUGACUGGCCCAAAUUGUCAGCCAAUGUUAUGUCCCGUGCGUCUGAUGCUCUGACAGAUGCCAAACAACUGGUUGAUCAGACCGUGUCACAAAAAGAUCUGGACCUGACACACAUUAACUGGUCUAAAGUAUUGGGCAACAUUCUCUCUCAUGCUUCUAGUGCGCUGGCAACAGCAAGACAAUUGGUCAAUCAAGUAUUCAUGUACCGCAACUGGCGCUCUGCUGUGGCGAUUGUGUCCCAGCAAUUACAAGAGAAACUACGCCCCUUGGUUGAUGUAAUUUCUAGUAAAUUAAAACGGAUCUAAGUUUGCCGCAGACGAUCUAACGGAAAUCUAGCCAUGUUACGUAACUACUGGACCAAAUUGUGGGGCAGUAUUGUCUCCAGCGGUAUGUUCGCUUUGACAGAGGUCAAUAACUUGUCAAUCAGGCAUCCAUAUCAAUCAGCUGGAGCCUUGCUACUCAUCUCUGCGUUUGAAAAUCCUGCGAUGCUUCUGACACUACUGCAGCUCACGGGAACAACUACAAUGUUCUUGUGUUUUCUCCCGGCGCGGUUGAUUAUCUGGUGUUUUGGCUUCAGGAGUCGAGGAGUAGAAAAAGGUUCGUUUGCAUCCCAAUAUCAGUCCCAUUGCUACGGUGGUAA
Messenger RNA from Suillus subaureus, 1231 nucleotides. RefSeq lists its product as uncharacterized. The record is from RefSeq and is a predicted model, not a curated record. NCBI's taxonomy places the organism in Eukaryota, Fungi, Basidiomycota, Agaricomycetes, Boletales, Suillaceae. The transcript is spliced from 9 exons. Bases 282 to 896 code for a protein of 204 amino acids.